CAGAGGGAUUUCCGUGGGCACCCCGCCCCACAAUCCACCCGGCGGCUCCCAUUGGCCCGGGGCUCCUGAGGUCUCGGCCAAUUCAGCCCGAGGGUCCCUGUGGGAGGCCCCGCCCCCACUCGGACCGAGAGGCCACGCCUGCCACCACCGCCCCAGCUGACCCCGUGAUAGGUGAACGACAGCCUGGUAAGGGCCGGACGAGCAGGGCGUACGGUGGGCUCAGGAGCAACGGGCGCCCCUUAGGUCCCACGAAGCCCCCCAUUCCGCCCCACAGGACCCUCGGCCGUGGAUGUUAGAUGUGGAAGCCCAGAUGCCCCAAAAGGAGAAGUGGACAACCCCACCCUUUGACCCGCGCUUCCCCAACCAGAACCAGACCCGUAACUGCUACCAGAACUUCCUAGAUUACCACCGUUGUUUGAAGAACAUGAACCGUCGGGGAAAGAACACGCAGCCCUGCGAAUACUACUUCCGCGUGUACCGCUCGCUGUGCCCCACUAGCUGGGUGCAGCGUUGGAACGAGCAGAUCAAGGAGGGGACCUUCCCGGGUAAAAUCUGAGCGUGAGGCAUCGACCCC
Perognathus longimembris pacificus (Pacific pocket mouse) is the source of this 574-nucleotide messenger RNA. Its product is annotated as cytochrome c oxidase subunit 6B2. The transcript has 3 exons. Gene Ontology annotation, cellular component: mitochondrion; respiratory chain complex IV; mitochondrial crista. Lineage: Eukaryota; Metazoa; Chordata; Mammalia; Rodentia; Heteromyidae. The record is from RefSeq and is a predicted model, not a curated record. Bases 290 to 556 code for a protein of 88 amino acids.